CUGGAAUUAAGCUUCAUAUCACGCGAGUUGAACGAAGUAUUCAGUAUACAAAUGACACUGCAGAUGGCAUCUUAUUUCGCAUUCUUUCUGGAAUUGUGUUGCGAGCUUUACACAGAAUAUGUAGACAAGGAAACAGAUACAUUAGAGCAAUUUCUAAAUAAAUUAUUUACUUAUAUCUGGGCCGUUAUAUAUACUACGAAACUUCUCGUAUUAAAUCAUAUUUGUCAAACGAUUUGUGAUAAGGUAAAUGAGACAAUAACGAUUCUUCAUAAAUUGUCCAAUGAUAAUUCGGAUAAAGAUUUACAGGAGCAGAUUCUACAAUUUAUACUACAGAUAAAACGAAGGGAAGUAAAAUUUUAUGGUAUGGGACUUUUCUAUUUCGGUUAUGAUUUCAUUCGUAAGUUCUAUGCGAGAAUUGCAACCGUGUUGGUGAUGAUAAUGCAAAUGCAUAUAACUUAUUAUGAUUUAUCACCGUAUGAUGAUGCAACCGAUGAAAGUUAA
Molecule: messenger RNA, 501 nt
Organism: Camponotus floridanus (Florida carpenter ant)
Lineage: Eukaryota; Metazoa; Arthropoda; Insecta; Hymenoptera; Formicidae
Exons: 4
Coding region: 52-501 (149 amino acids)
Biological process (GO): sensory perception of taste
Cellular component (GO): membrane
Source: RefSeq, a predicted model, not a curated record